CUCCUUCCAGGUUGUGGCUCCACCAUUCUGCAUGCCAACUCCAUGCUGGCAGAAGGAAAAAGAGGAAGUGAACUAGACAUACCCACAUCCUGAACCCUCUGGCACAAAUGGAUGGAUACGAACCAUCAGGAGGCUUAAUGAACGGAGAAGGGGAGGAGCCACAGACAACUAAUGGGCGACAAAAGUGUGGUGGGGCCAUUGACUGCCUUAGGAGCUGAUGGAUGCAGCGAGUAGGUACCUGGAGUCUUGUUGACGUUUGAUCCUGGAAGAUCAUUUGGAAACAGGGUGGGCAUUUAGAAUCCCUGGGCAAUUAUGGCAACUUAGAAAUCUUAUCACAUUCUCCACCACAUCUGUGGGAUCCAUUUUUAAGUUGCCUCCAACCCUUUCUCCCAGCAAAUGGGCAGCCUUGUUUCCAAGGAGAACCUUAAAAUCAGUGGGUGGUUCCAGUUGCCUAGUUUAUGGCUUGAGGCACAGUCCUACUUGAUUGCUGGUAAUAAUUUUUACAGCCUGCUAGAGGCCUCAGCUGGGCAAAGCUCUGUUAGCUCAGCGGGCCAGCGCUUACGGCAGGGGCCUACAAGAGACAACCUGGGCCCGGGAGAGAGGAGGUUCCCGUUGACUUGGUCUGAGAAGGGGAGGAAAAGUAGAAGAGCCAGCGGUGUUCUGAAACAAGGAAGAAGGCCACCCGCUUGUUUUGAUUUCUCUGGACAAGGCAGUUGAAUGGCACCUGUGCUGGCUUGGUGGACAUGGAACUCUUUCUCCAUUACUCCCUCAUCCCAUCACUCCUCAUCAUUUUGGUCUUGUCCUUUCUCCAAAGACGGGAGCACUGCAAACAGAGAGAUGACACUUCUUACCUCCUGGGGAACUACUUUGGAAUUAUCAUACCUCUGGACUUCGUGGGCACCUUUAGCAAUCGAUGGUCCUACGGAAUUGCGUUCGGAGCCACAGCCAAUAAUGUCAUGUUCCUGUUCUCAGAAGGCUCCCAGCUCCUGCGGACCCCGCAGUGGGCCCGAGCCUUUGUGCUUCUGAUUGGAGGCUUCGAAGUCGGCCUGUCCCACUUCCCCUUCUUUGCCUGCCUCUCAUCGGAGUUCCGGCUGGUCAGCUCCAUCCUGGGCUUCCUCUACUCUCUGACCUGGUUUGUUGUCACCAUUCUUCACAUCACACAGUGUCCCCAUGGGCAGUUUUUGGGGAGGUAUGAGACUGUCAUAUUCUACUGGCCCUCGCUGCUGUGCCUGUCCUUCCUGCUGGGCCGAUUCCUGUACAUGUUCGUCAAGUCUCUGAGGAUCUACCUCGGCUGGGAGCUGCAGACGGAAGAAAAGCCUUUCCUGGAAAUUCAUCAGGCAGAGCACGUCAAGCAGCUCCUGCGGAAGCCCCCCCUGCAAGAGAAAAAAAAGUCUUGGUUUCAGAGCAGGAUAUACGAGUGGGACCCCUGCUUUCAGUUCCCAAGCAGAAUGAUCGGAACCACUGUGUUGGCUUUUAUCUGCCUGUAUCUCUUCAUUGUCAUUGAGUUCUGCGUGUUCGUGUAUGUGAGAGAUGCGCUGGAUGUGUUUGAAGGCGAGUUAGAGAGCUACAUUGCCUCCGUGAACCAGACUGGGACCCUGACCCCAGUCAUCCUGCAGGUGAAGGAGCUGAUAAAAAUCUCCAAAGGAGUCUGGGUGGUUACCAUUUUGCCUGCCUCCCUCACGUGUGUGAGCUAUCUGUUCCACAUUUUGGCUUGUUACAGAAAGCACGUGAAGAGGCUGUGGGCAGGAAACAAACACUUUCUCCCUCUGAAGUUCCAUAGCCCUUCCUCCUCAGGGAGCGUGGCGGCCAUUGCAAGGUACUCUGGCUGGCAAAUAGCCUACAUUUUGUGGGGCUACCUCGUUAUCCACGUGGUGCAGAGCCUGUGUGGCCUGGUGAUCAUGUACAGCCUGGUGCUGCCCGUCAUCCACAACCAGGGCCUGGAGGUGCUCCGAGGACUGGGCAUCGGGAUCCUCACCAUAUCCAUCGUCCUGGGCCUCAUGAUCCUGCAGGUAUGCAUUGCUGGCAGCUUCUUCCUGCAACCCAAGAUGAGCACAGUUGACAAGCAGAAGCCCUUGGCACUCAACAACAGGAAAAUGUUCCACAACUUCAGCUACUUCCUGUUCUUCUACAACGUGCUGCUGGGCCUGGGCGCCUGCCUCUCCAGGCUUCUCAUCAGCUGCAUCCUGGGCACGUGGCUGAUCGCCCGCAUCGACAGGACCAUCAUGCAGAAGGGCUACGAGGGAGCGGACAUGGGGUUCAGGGCAUGGGUUGGCAUGCUCUACGUGGACCAUUAUCACACCCACCCCGUGCUCGUCAGCUUCUGCCACAUCCUGCUCAGAGGCCUGAGGGAGAGGCAGCUGCAGCAGGCCCUCAGCUGUGGGCACCUGUAUCAGCCAGCAGGUCCCCGCACCUCGGCGAGGCCCAGGACAAGGUGGCGCCUGCUGCAGACCCUGAUCAACAACCCCAGGCUGCUCAUGCUCAGAAAGUCAAAACCAGGUCCCGGCUCCCAGGAGUUUACCCAGAUCCUGCUGACGUGCUCGAAGAGCUGACGUGGCCUCCGCCACCGCUCCUCGCCACACCAGGACGACUGCGGCCGCUGCUGAGACGAGGCCCCAGCUACCCAGCAGCUACCCCAGAGCGACGGGACGCCCAGCCCCUGUCCACACAGAUGGCGCAUGGCAUCCGGGCUGAACAGUGCAGUCUCAGGUCUCAUUCACGCCUCUGGUAAAAGGAUCAAGAACUAAAGAGAAACUCUGUUGAACAGACUUUGUCCAGUCAUCAUUUCUACUGCCCAUGGUUGGGAGACGGCCUUGGGCAGUUCCAUGUUG
Messenger RNA from Pipistrellus kuhlii (Kuhl's pipistrelle), 2828 nucleotides. Its product is annotated as stimulated by retinoic acid gene 6 protein-like. Gene Ontology annotation, cellular component: plasma membrane. Lineage: Eukaryota; Metazoa; Chordata; Mammalia; Chiroptera; Vespertilionidae. Bases 744 to 2549 code for a protein of 601 amino acids. Gene Ontology annotation, molecular function: retinol transmembrane transporter activity; signaling receptor activity. The record is from RefSeq and is a predicted model, not a curated record. The transcript has 18 exons. Gene Ontology annotation, biological process: vitamin A import into cell.